Messenger RNA from Paramacrobiotus metropolitanus, 950 nucleotides. RefSeq lists its product as uncharacterized. The transcript is spliced from 3 exons. The record is from RefSeq and is a predicted model, not a curated record. NCBI's taxonomy places the organism in Eukaryota, Metazoa, Tardigrada, Eutardigrada, Parachela, Macrobiotidae. The coding region runs from base 246 to 695 and encodes 149 amino acids.
GCGUGAGUUUAUUCGCGGACUCUUCUGUAAAGGUGAACCCAAGUGCUUAUCUCAGCCCGCAAACAGCGGUAUUCCCUGUUAUGCAUAAACUACGUAUUCUUCUUCGGUUAAUUCGUUUUAGUUUCUCCGAUGUCUCCCUGAAUUCAUCUGCCAAGAGAGAGUUUGCAACGCUUAGGGAGACGACCGAACAUGUUUGUUUUUAGAUCAGUCGCAGAACUUCUCCGCACGGCCUACCUAGACCAACGAUGAUGGAGUGGUUAUGGAGUCCGUGGUUCAUGUUAUGUAUGCUGGUUUUCCAAGGCACUACCGGUGACAAAGAACCACUGCAAUGUUAUUCCUGCAGCGGUACAACGGCUGAAUGUCGGGACGCGCAAGAGCAUGUUCUGAAAACGUGCGAUCCGGCGGCAACGUCCUGCGUCAGUAUGCGGCAUUUCAAUCAGCCGCUAAAUUUUAAAACUCAUGCCAUUGAUUCAGUGUACUAUUAUCGAGAUUGUGCUGGGGAUUUCUUCAGUCGUGUUUGGUUAGAUGCUUCCGACAGGACACGAACACUGACUGAGGCUGAAGUUCUGAUGUGUGCAACCAACAAAUGUAACGGGAAAAGCAAAGUCCCGGUGCAGUAUGCUACGAUGGCAACACCACCACCAAAUACUACCACUACGACGUCAUCAGGCACGACAGACAGCCGAUGUCCCUAAAGGUUAAAGCAACAUCAGCUGGUUUAGCCGUGUAAAUAGAAUGUUCUUGAAUUUAAAGGACUUUCGCGGCGCUCCGGUCGAUUCAGAAUGUUUUGAAAAAUCUGAUUGUUUCAGCAAACAAUUCGUCAGAUUAUUAAAACAGAUGCAGUGGUACUCACAGUUAUUAUCAUAAACUACAGAACAACUGCCGAGCUUGACGCAAAUGAAUUUACUGUCCGAAAGUUCUCGCAAUGCAAAAUUAGAAUCAAGCAAAAC